Messenger RNA from Penicillium soppii, 2025 nucleotides. RefSeq lists its product as uncharacterized. Lineage: Eukaryota; Fungi; Ascomycota; Eurotiomycetes; Eurotiales; Aspergillaceae. Gene Ontology annotation, biological process: cytoskeleton-dependent cytokinesis. Gene Ontology annotation, cellular component: septin complex; cell division site; microtubule cytoskeleton. The record is from RefSeq and is a predicted model, not a curated record. The coding region runs from base 1 to 2025 and encodes 674 amino acids. Gene Ontology annotation, molecular function: molecular adaptor activity; GTPase activity; GTP binding. The transcript has 3 exons.
AUGAGACCUACUCCGGAUCAUCCGUUUCGUAAACCAUCCUUUGACCAUUCUCCCGACCCCGUUCCCACGAGCUUCUUUCUGUCCCGCAAUCCACAUGUCUCGGAUCUAGAAUCAAGCACCUCUCUAGAUGGACCCGAUGACGCGAAAGAGAAUAUAUACGGGGUGCAAAGCCUGGAGGACACCCUUUGUCACUCGGAAUUUACUUCCCACGAUCUUCCCAGCCUGAAGCAGUCCGAUGAUUCUGAACACCCCGCACGGCGCCGGUCGACCCUCAAGGCGGACCCAAACAAUCAUUGCACUCUUUCGGGGCAGGCAUCUCCGGCGGCAGUCUCUCGGCCUUUAACUCCAUUGACACUGGGCAUCCCCGACGACCCAUCAUCCCUACCCAGCAGUCCCAAAUCAAUUUCCAAUCAAUCUUUACACCCACUGGAUGAUAUCUCUAUCACAGAUGAAAUCAACAGCCAAGCAAUCGCAUCUGGAGAUGAGGAGGAAAGGGUGCACGGAUCCCCACGUAUCGCCGCAGGUGGGGCGUCCCAAUUUAUCAUGCCAAGUAUCAAAAUGCCUAGUCGUCGACCGUUCACCGAGCGAGGAAAAGCUAUGGGUCGGUUCAAGAUUCUUUUAGCGGGCGCCCCUGGUUCGGGAAAAACUUCUUUAAUCAAAUCCAUCGUCCAGACAUGCGAAGAUAUCGUACAUGUCGACACAAUACCCGUGAACUCUUUAGAACGUCGAGCUUCUCGGACGCAUCGCACACUAACCUCGACCACCGAAAUAUACGCUAGCACCAAACCUUAUCCGUCAUGGUGGUCGGAUUUGGAAGAUUCGCGCGUGCUCCAACGCCGGAAAAGCCUCGGGGAAAUCGUGCUCGAGAGGAACCUCUGUUUUGUUGACACAAACUCAAGUCGUGGCCAAACGGACGAUACGGUUCAAUAUAUGUGCGACCAAUUCCUCCGUGCCAUCAAUGCGCUCAACAGUUCUAGUGUUGAUUUCCAAAACCUACUAGCCGGGAAUGGUGGAUCCCAGGUGGAUGUCAUCUUAUAUUUGAUUUCCAAUGACACCCUCGUAACAGACGUGGAAUGCAUCCGCAGGCUCAGCGAGCUAAGCAAUGUAAUCCCACUCAUAUCCAAAUCAGACACCCUCUCUCCAGCCCAAAUAACCGAUUUAAAACUGUCCUUCCAUGAAAAAUCCCGCUUAGCCGGUCUAAACCCCUUUCUCUUCGGCGCUUCUCCAACCAAGGAUCUAGCCUCUCAGUCCUCCUACGCCGUCUCUUCAGCAGAAGCCCCAGACACAGAGACAAUGGACGCAAGCACGCUCAUGAGCCCAGACUACGUCCAGCCCCUUCUCCCCUCCGACCUACCCACCCUAGUCACCAAAAUGUUCGACCCAGACAACCUCCUGUGGCUCCGCCACUCCGCCGCAAAGAAACUCCUCCAGCAACGCCCGGGCUUCUCUUCCCUGCCCCCCUCAAUCCCAUUGGCCAGUCCGGGCCCGGCUCCGUCCGCAUAUGGGUCUGGCUCUCUCUCUAGCAGCUGGCAAGCCGUCUCGGCUUCUUCUUCUUCUUCCACUUCGCCCAGCUACGCCAUGGCCCGCAUCACCGACCACACUCGUAACGAGGAGCGCGUGGCGCAGGUUCACCUCGCGCAGUGGGCGACCGAUCUCCAGCGCAGCCUGCAGAACGAGCGCGACGCCUAUGCGAAGCUGGCGCGCGGCGAGCGAGCCGUUUGGUUGACCGAGCGGCUGGGCGAGUGUGUCGUCGAUGGGUCGCUUGUGCCGCUUGCGCAGACGCCGGGCUUUUGGCAUCCGAAGCCGUUCCAGUCUCACGCUCGCUUUGGGAUUAGUCCGCAGGACCCACUUGGUGUGGUGGACUGGAUUGAUGACUUGGGAAGGAGGAGUUGGGUGCUUGUGCAGAUUGUUGGGAGUGUCGGGGUUGUGGGUGGGUUGGCGCUUUGGCUGGCGCGGACUUGGGGUUUGCCGACGCGCAAUCUGACGGAUUGGCGGGUGGAUUAUUGGUGUAGUUUGGAUCGGUGA